AUGAAGACCUCCCUCCUCAUCGCCGCAGUCUCCGCUGCCCUCGUCUCCGCCGCCCCCGCCCCAUCCAACCUCUCCGCCCGCGCUCCCCCCAACGUGCCCUCCAAGUCGGAAGCAACAACCCAACUCGCGGGCCUCACCGUCGCCGCCCAAGGCCCGCAAACCGGCUACUCGCGCGACCUCUUCCCCCACUGGAUCACGCAAUCCGGCACCUGCAACACGCGCGAGACGGUCCUCAAGCGCGACGGCACAAACGUCGUAACAAACGAUGCUUGCGCGUCCGUUUCCGGCUCGUGGUUUAGUCCCUACGACGGCGCGACGUGGACGGCGGCGAGUGACGUUGACAUCGAUCAUUUGGUUCCGUUGAGUAAUGCUUGGAAGUCCGGUGCAGCAUCCUGGACCACAGCCCGCCGCCAGGCCUUUGCCAACGACCUAACCAACCCUCAAUUGCUUGCUGUCACGGAUAAUGUCAACCAGGCUAAAGGGGAUAAGGGCCCAGAGGACUGGAAGCCCCCGCUAACGAGCUACUACUGCACGUAUAGUAAGAUGUGGAUUAAGGUUAAGAGUGUAUAUGGGUUGACGAUUACGAGUGCGGAGAAGAGUGCGUUGACGAGUAUGCUUGCGACGUGCUAG
Molecule: messenger RNA, 630 nt
Organism: Bipolaris zeicola 26-R-13
Lineage: Eukaryota; Fungi; Ascomycota; Dothideomycetes; Pleosporales; Pleosporaceae
Exons: 2
Coding region: 1-630 (209 amino acids)
Source: RefSeq, a predicted model, not a curated record